AUGAUAAAAAGAGACUCCCAGUGUAACUUACUUUUCAAAAUUAUUCUGAUAGGAGAUUCGGGUGUAGGCAAAACAAAUUUGCGUUCACGGUUCACUAACGACGAAUUCAACCUGGAAAGCAAGAGCACAAUCGGCGUUGAUUUUGCCACAAAGAAUGUCACCAUUGACGGUAGGACCGUGAAAGCACAGAUAUGGGAUACUGCUGGUCAGGAAAGAUAUCGUGCUAUAACUUCUGCCUAUUAUCGUGGUGCUGUCGGUGCACUAUUAGUUUAUGAUAUCUCAAAACCGCACACCUUUUUAAACUUGGAUAGAUGGUUAGAAGAAUUGAGAGAAUAUGCUUCAGAGGAUAUUGUCAUCAUACUAGUCGGCAAUAAAUGUGAUUUAAAACACUUACGAUGUAUACUUACUGAAGAUGCACAACGUUUUGCUGAACAACAAGGUAUGUUAUUUAUUGAGACCUCGGCGUUGGAUUCUGUCAAUGUUGAAGAGGCAUUUUAUCAAACACUUAAAACUAUUUACAAUGUGGUCAGUAGUCAUCCAUCCUUUAAUGAACAAGAGGCGAGUAUUUCACCAACCAAUAAUCUUCCCAUUGAAAAACCAACUGUAAAGGAACCAGAAAAAAGGAAAUUCUGUUGUAUGUAA
Trichobilharzia szidati is the source of this 642-nucleotide messenger RNA. The record is from the annotation of a GenBank genome assembly. Lineage: Eukaryota; Metazoa; Platyhelminthes; Trematoda; Strigeidida; Schistosomatidae.